Molecule: messenger RNA, 3045 nt
Organism: Hippopotamus amphibius kiboko
Lineage: Eukaryota; Metazoa; Chordata; Mammalia; Artiodactyla; Hippopotamidae
Product: calcium-activated chloride channel regulator 4-like
Biological process (GO): chloride transport
Molecular function (GO): intracellularly calcium-gated chloride channel activity
Source: RefSeq, a predicted model, not a curated record
AUGUUGGAAGCUAAGCCAGGCCAAGAACUAGAGUGGGACCAUGAGGGGGCUGAUGUAGAAGUCUGUGGAAGACUGUUGCCUCUGCACAGCUACCACCUCUGUGAGAUUGUUGAGAAAGAAAACUAUCUCACCACCCAGGCAUUCAAAUCAGAGACCAGGAGGCCAUCCCUUGACCCUCCAAUUCCCUCACACUUUGUGUCCAAUCAGUCAACAAGUCCUGUCACAUACAUCUCCUUAACUUUUGUCUCUCCCCACCUCACCUUCAGUGAUGCUGCCUCAGUUCAGCAUCCACCAUCAUCUCCUGGGAUUCCUCGAGACUCACUGAGUGCAGUCCUUUCUGAUUUAAUGCAAGCCAGCCUCUGUCCAGAAUGUCUAACUGAGGUUGGAUUGAUAGAGACAGUCGCAAUUGCAGCUGGACCAGCCAACUGGGAAUCUGACAUGGUGACUACAGCUUCUAUUUAUCUGUAGGAAGCCACAGAAAAAAGAUUUUUUUUCAAAAAUGUAUCAAUAUUAAUUCCAGAGAAGUGGAAGAACAAAACUCAAUACAAGAGGCCAAAACAUGAAAGUUACAAACACAUAAGAGCUGAUGUUUUAGUUGCACCACCUACCCUCCCAGGUAGAGAUGAACCAUACACCAAGCAGUUCACAGCCUGUGAAGAAAAAGGAGAAUACAUUCAUUUCACCCCCGACUUUGUACUUGGGAAAAAACAAAAUGAAUUUGGUCCCCCGGGGAAAGUGUUUGUCCACGAGUGGGCCCAUCUCCGCUGGGGAGUGUUUGAUGAGUACAAUGAUGAUGAGCCUUUCUACAGCACUAACUCAAAGAAAAUUGAAGCAAGAUGUUCUACAGGAAUUUCUGGUGUAAAUAGAGUUUAUAAGUGUCGAGAAAACAGCUGUGUAACUCAAUGCAAAACUGAUUCUAAGACAAAACUGUAUGAAAAAGAUUGUCAAUUCUUCCCUGAUAAAUAUCAAACUGAAAACACAUCCAUAAUGUUUAUGCAAGAUAUUGAUUCUAUUAUUGAAUUCUGUAAUGAAAAGAACCAUAACCGAGAAGCUCCAAGCCUACUAAAUAAAAUGUGCAAUUCCAGAAGCACGUGGGAGGUGAUCAGCAAUUCUGAGGAUUUUAAAGACACUGUGUCUAUGGUGGAACCACCCCCUCCACCUGUCUUCUCAUUGCUGAGGAUCAGUGAAAGAACUGUAUGCUUAGUUCUUGAUAAGUCUGAAAGCAUGACGAUUUUUAAUCGCCUAAAUCGAAUGAACCAAGCAGCGAAACAUUUCCUGCUGCGGACCGUUGAAAAUGGACCCUGGGUGGGGAUAGUUGACUUUGAUAGUACUGCUCACAUCAAAAGCAAACUAAUCCAAAUAAUAAGUGUCAAUGAAAGAAGAAAGCUCUUGGAGAGCUUACCUACAGAAGCCUCAGGAGGAAUUUCCCUCUGCUCUGGAAUUGAAUCUGCUUUUCAGGUAAUUAGAGAAAUAUAUCACCAAAUAGAUGGAUCUGAAAUAAUACUGGUGGUUGCUGGGGUGGAUAAAAGUGUAACAAAUUGCAUGGACGUGAAACAAAGUGGAGUCAUUGUUCCUUCUAUCACUUUGGGGCCACAUGCUGAUCAAGCAAUCAUAGAAAUGAGCACUAUAACAGGAGGAACUCAUGCCUAUGCUACAGAUCAAGUUCAAAGCAACGGCCUCAUUGAUGCUUUCAGGACCUUUGGGUUAGGAAACACCAAUCUGUCCCAGCAGUCUCUUCAGCUUGAAAGUAAGAGAUUAACACUCAACAGUAAUGGAUGGAUGAAUGGCACUGUACUAAUUGAUAGCACUGUGGGAAAGAACACAUUCUUUCUUGUCACAUGGGACAAACAGCCUCCUGUUAUUUCUCUCUGGGAUCUCAAUGGAACAUCAAUGGAAAGUUUCACAGUGGACAAAGAUUCCAAAAUGGCCUAUCUCAGUAUUCCAGGAACUGCAAAGGUGGGUGUUUGGACUUAUACUCUUCAAGCAAAAGCAAACCCAGAAACAUUAACUGUCACAGUAAACUCUCAGGCAGCAAAUUCUUCUGUGCCUCCAAUCUCAGUGAAUGCUAGAAUGAAUAAAGACACAGACACCUUCCCCAGCCCAAUGAUUGUUUAAGCAGCAAUUCUACAAGGGUAUAUACCCAUUCUUGGAGCCAAUGUGACUGCCUUCAUUGAAUCAAAUAACGGGAAUACAGACGUUUUGGAACUUUUGGAUAAUGGUGCAGGUGCUGAUUCUUUCAAGAAUGAUGGAGUCUACUCCAGAUAUUUUACUACUUAUAAAGAAAAUGGCAGAUAUAGCUUAAAAGUUCAGGUUUAUGGAGAAACAAACACCGUUAUGAGAAGCUUAAGGCGUCCACCGAAUAGGGCCACGUACAUACCUGGCUGGGCAGUUGAUGGGAAAAUUGAAGAGAAUCCACCAAGACCUGAAAUUGAUGAGGACACUCAGACAAACUUGGAGAGUUUCACCAGAAUGGCAUCUGGAGGUGCAUUUGUGGUUUCAAAUGUUUCAAAAUUUCCCUUACCUGAACUCUACCCACCAAGUCAAACCACAGACCUUGAAGUUACACCUGAUGCGGAUGAGAUCAGAAUAACAUGGACAGCACCAGGAGAUGAUUUUGAUGUUGGAAAAGUUCAACAUUAUAUCAUAAGAAUACGUGGAAGUAUCCUGGAUCUAAGGGAUAAUUUUGAUGAUGCUCUGCAAGUAAACACUACUGAUCUGUUACAAAACAAGGCCAACUCCAAGGAAACCUUUGCAUUCAAACCAGGGAAUAUCUCAGAAGAAAAUGCAACCCGCAUAUUCAUUGCCAUUCAAAGUGUGGAUAAAAGCAAUUUGACAUCAAAAGUAUCCAACAUUGCACAAGUGGCUUUGUUUAUACCUCAAGCAUGUCCCAGUCCUGGUGAAAGUCAUCCAAAUCCCAGAGUUAACAUUUCUCCCUUGGUAUUGUCAGUGGUUGGAUCUGUUACAAUUGUUAGUGUUAUUUUAAGUGCCACUAUUUGCAUUUUAAAAAAGAAAAAAAGUGCAAUUAGAUCAAGGACUGGAUUUUAA